Messenger RNA from Selaginella moellendorffii, 454 nucleotides. RefSeq lists its product as uncharacterized. The transcript is spliced from 2 exons. The coding region runs from base 26 to 451 and encodes 141 amino acids. The record is from RefSeq and is a predicted model, not a curated record. Lineage: Eukaryota; Viridiplantae; Streptophyta; Lycopodiopsida; Selaginellales; Selaginellaceae.
UGUCAGCUUCCUGGACGAGAGUAAGAUGCGAAAAGGCCGAGAGAAUCGCUUCCCAGGUUCUUGCAUCGCGCGGGGAGCUGCGGUUGAAGAUAGCGAUGGCGUCGUCGAUGGAUGCGUCUCGCGGGAGGGAAGAGAUCAGCAAGGUGGAGAGCGUGGAAUCGGGAAGGAAUGGGAUUUGAUCGAAGAGGAGCUUCGCUUGGUGGAACUGGCAGCUUUGAAGGCAAUCGAUCAAAGAUAUCGCGUGCUUGAUCCAAGCUUCGGUCCUGAGCCAGCAUCUGGAUCAUGGUCGUGCAGCAGAGCAAGUUCCACUGCGGCAUGGCCGCGAAGAUCAUUCUUGCAAGUUCCACAAGGUCCCGUCUUCCGGCAUUUGCAGCGAGGAGCGCAGUCCAUGAGAUUACAUCUUUCUGCGGCAUGGAAUCAAACAAAAAUUAAGCUUCUUGAUCCAGGAUAGAUG